AUGAGUAAUUUUUCAAUUUUAUUUAUUCAAAAGCUUGUUCCAAGUGUUAGUUUGAACAAAAUUAAUUCUAUAUAUUUAUUGAAGCACCUCGAAAAUGUUUGUGAACAUAUUUUUCAAGAAAAUAAGUAUAACAUUCGAAAAUCAUUAAGGAUUCGUUUUUCAAAUAUAUUAUUAAAAAAAAAAGAAAAGAAGAAAAGGAAAAUAAUGAAUUGUACAAUGACCAUUAAAGGUAACAAUAAAAUUUUUCAGCAGGUGUAUCAAUAUAUUGAUAAAGCAAUAGUUUUAUUACCUGAAUUGGGUCCAAAUGGUAUCCUUAGGUUACUAUAUGCUUUAUUAAAAAUAAAAAAUUUCGAAAGAAGUAAAAGAAAAAAAAUAAUAAUUUUAAAAUAUAUUGAAUACUAUUUAUUAAGAAGUUCAGUAAAUGACGGAAUGCUUAAUUUUUGGAAAUACGUUACAAUGAACGAUUCAGUAUUAUUUUUUAAGAUGUUUGUUAUGAAUGAUUAUUUUUCUUAUGAUUUACUUAAUACAUUAAUGAAUAAAAUAAUUAAUAAUAUUAAACAUUUGGUUUCAUCUGAUAUAGUUCUAUUUUUAUCUGCAUAUCACACUUACAAAAAAAAAAUAAAGUUUAAGAGAUACAAAAAAAAAGAGAUAUUCUUAAACGAUAAUUCUUUGAAUAUAUUAUACAAAGAAAUCAUAAAUAACUUUAAUCUAACAAAUAAGGAAAUAUGUAACUUUAUCACAUUCUAUUCAUUAUAUGGCAAGAGUAUUUCAUUAAAUGAAAAAAUAGUGAUAUAUUUUAAAGUAGUCAAGCAUAUAGAAAAAAAUGUGCUAAUUUAUUCACCUGAACAAAUUAAAAAUUUAAUCAUAAGUUUAUUUAGAAUUCAAAACUUUACAUUUAACAAUUCUUUUAAUGAAAACAUAAAUAAACUUAAUAAUAAAACUUUCGAUAGUGAAAUUUUUAAAAAAUUAUUCAUUUUAUAUAAUAAUCGUAAUAUAGAUGUAAAAAUAGAAGAUGAAUUGAAUCUUUUGAAUCAGUCAUUAAAAAACAAUUACUAUGAUUAUGAUAGUUUAGAGAAUAUAAUAUUUAAUAUAAAAAAUAAUAUCUCAAAUCUGAAAAAUAGAAAUCAAAUCAAAUAUAUUAAUUUACUUAUGAAACUGCUAGAUAUAUACAGAAACGAAAACAAAGUACAUAUUUCCUUACAAAAAAGAUUUAAUGAUUUUAUGUUAAGACAAAUUUUAAGUGAAUCUUUAUCUUUUUUUAAUCUUAAAUAUAAAUUUCUACCAUGGAAUUUGAGGCGUAUUGUUUUAAAACAUCAAUUAAGUAAUGAUAGUAAAAUAUGGUCAUACAAAUAUGAAUUAAAAGCAUAA
This is a messenger RNA of Plasmodium relictum, 1368 nucleotides long. Its product is annotated as conserved Plasmodium protein, unknown function. The record is from RefSeq and is a predicted model, not a curated record. The transcript has a single exon. NCBI's taxonomy places the organism in Eukaryota, Apicomplexa, Aconoidasida, Haemosporida, Plasmodiidae. The coding region runs from base 1 to 1368 and encodes 455 amino acids.